AUGUCUGGAAGAGGUAAAGGCGGCAAGGGACUCAGAAAAGGAGGCGCCAAGCGUCACCGUAAGGCUCUCCGCGAUAACAUCCAGGGAAUCACCAAGCCUGCCAUUCGCCAUCUGGCUCGCUGUGGCGGCGUGAAGCGUAUCUCCGGGCUGAUCUACGAGGAGACCCGCGGUGUCCUGAAGGUGUUCCUUGAGAACGUGAUCCGUGACGCCGUCACCUACACCGGGCACGCCAAGAGGAAGACCGUUACGGCCAUGGACGUGGUCUAUGCUCUGAAACGCCAGGGACGCACCCUGUACGGUUUCGGCGGUUAA
This is a messenger RNA of Oncorhynchus gorbuscha (pink salmon), 312 nucleotides long. RefSeq names its product histone H4-like. The coding region runs from base 1 to 312 and encodes 103 amino acids. NCBI's taxonomy places the organism in Eukaryota, Metazoa, Chordata, Actinopteri, Salmoniformes, Salmonidae. The record is from RefSeq and is a predicted model, not a curated record. Gene Ontology annotation, cellular component: nucleosome. Gene Ontology annotation, biological process: nucleosome assembly. Gene Ontology annotation, molecular function: DNA binding; structural constituent of chromatin; protein heterodimerization activity. The transcript has a single exon.